Molecule: messenger RNA, 1278 nt
Organism: Plectropomus leopardus (leopard coralgrouper)
Lineage: Eukaryota; Metazoa; Chordata; Actinopteri; Perciformes; Serranidae
Source: RefSeq, a predicted model, not a curated record
UCUUCUAUCUCCUCUGUCUCUCUGCUCAGGCACUCUGACCCAGUUCAUCCUGGUGCUGUACGGCACUGGCUCAGCUUCUUCCAGCUCCUGUGACAAGGCUCAGCCUGGCAACAACAACUGUAAGACCCUGGACCUGAGGCAGAUAUGCAUCGAGUGCGACGCCGGCCACUACCUCUUUCAGCAGGGCUGUGUGAAAGAAUGUCCUCCAGGCUUUUCAGUGGGCUCCCAGCCGCUCAACUACACAGUGGGAAACUCUAUACCACCAGCCUCCGUCCCAGCCUGCAUGCCCUGCCCACCGCCCUGCCUGACCUGCAGCAGCCUCAGCCCGCAGGCCUGCCUGUCCUGCCCCCCUCACAGCUCCCUGGACCCCAUAUCUGGCACCUGCCUGCACCUCAACCAGUACAUGCGUGAGUCCCCCGGCAGCUUCAUGGUGGGCCAGGGGAACCCGGGAAUGCAGAUCCAGCUCAGCUCCCGGCUGCCCAUCACCAUCGCCGUGCUCAGCUGCAUAGCCAUCAUCGCCACCUUCGCUGGCAUCUUCCUGCUGCUGCAGCUGCGCUCAGGCGCUCUCAUCAAGCUGCCCUCUCUGGAGGCUGGUGGCGGCCUCGGGGGCAGUUUCAGCCUGGGGGGGAACAGGGUGGUGUCAUACCGCGGCAUCCCGACAGUGUGGGGGGAUGAUGGGAUAAAUACAGACUCUGAAAAUGAGGAGUUUGACGUCCAAAAUGAGAGGACUGCCUUUAUCAAAACACAAAGUGCUCUUUAAUGCCUCCCCCACAUCCCUCCCUCUCUCCUGCUUUUAAAGUCUUCUCACCCUCAUUUGUCUGAUAAGUCAGGGCUGUGGUAAACUGCCCUCUCACAGUCUUUUCUGGUUUUAUCUCUCAUCCCUUUUCUCCUGUCUCCGUCUUACCGUGUUCUCGUCUGAGUCCUGCUUCUGGAUCCCCUGUGGGAGACCUGAUGGGAAGCCGCUGUCUCUCAGAGCUCGGGAUGGCCCAAGCUUUGCUCUGUUCACACUUGGGCGCUUUUCUAUUAAACUGGCUCUCCCCCUCUUCUUGCCCUCAAUCACUAACAGUGUCUGUCUGAGCAGAGUCCAUUUUCCCCUCCAGCUCCAGCUCCUCUUUGUUACAGUAAACAAAUUAUUAUUAUUUCCUCCUUUUUUUCCCCUCUUUCCAUCAGUCUCAGUGCAGUAGCCAGAUGAGAUUGUUGAAUGUGAGGAGUGGAGAUGUGUGUGUGUGUGUGUGUGUGUCUGUGUGUCUGUGUGUGUGUGUGUGUGUGUGUGUGUGU